AUGCCGAACGAUUUCGAUAAAGAAUUGCAGCAGCAGUUGCAGAGAGCUCAGGAACAAAUGAUUGAGCAACAGCAAGUACUCGAUCGUAGAAGGAAGGAACAAGAACAAUUUAAAGCUCAAUUGCAGCAAGAUCAGUUGCAGUUGAUGGAAGAACAAGUAAUGCCAAGCGUUACAUUUUAUUCGACUAUUGGUGCGUUAUCAGAGUUUCGCAUGGGUGAAGAUUGGAAUCUUUAUCAGGAACGUCUUGGACAGUACUUUGUUGCAAAUCAAGUAUCGCAACAGCGUAAAGUAGCGGUAUUAAUAACUCUGGUAGGACAAGAAGCAUAUAAAAUUUUAAGGGACUUUUGUGAUCCUGCAUUACCAGAAUCCAAGUCUUAUGAGGAACUUUGUGAAAUUUUAAAGAAGCAAUUUGCGCCAAGAGUGUCGCUUUUCAAGGAAAGAAUCAAAUUCCAUAAUUUGAAUCAAGCAGAAAAAGAAUCAGUUAAUGAAUGGUUCGCUCGAAUCAAGAAUAAAGCAAUCAAUUGUAAAUUUGGUGCACAAUUGGACGACAACAUUAAAGAUAGGUUCGUGGUUGGAUUAAAAAAAGGGAAAAUUUUAGACAGAGUUUGCGAAGAAGACCACACGGCAACGCUUCAGUCUAUUUUGGAAGUGGCCAGAAAGAAAGAAGCUGCAGUGGCAACGUCAUCAAAGGCUGAUACGGUCGACGUUCACAACAUAAGACAAGGAAAAACCAAGGCGGCUCAUCAGAAAAAAUCUGGACAGGAGAAGAAGAAAUCAGCAGGGCAGCAUCAGGAGUCCUCAGAGGAACUGAAAUGUGUGCAUUGCGGCGGCACUAGACAUAUUUUCGCAAAGUGCAAGUACCAAGCGUAUAAGUGUAAAAUCUGUAGUAAAGUAGGGCAUUUGGCGAAAAUCUGUAAAAGCGUUAAGAAUACAGUAUCUAAUACGAAUUAUUUAGAAUCAGAAGCAAAAAAUAGCGAGACGGAAAUAGUGGACAUGUAUAAUUUAUGCAAUGUAGUUAACAGUGAGAAACCUUUAAUGAUUAAAGUUAAUAUCGAAGAUCAGUUUAUUAAUAUGGAAUUAGAUACAGGCGCGGGUAGAUCAGUUAUACCAGAAAAAAUUUUCAAAGAGAAAUUGAGGCAGUGUAAAUUAGAAAGCUCUAAGGUUAGAUUAAGAAUGUAUGAUGGAAGUAUUUUAAUUCCGGAAGGACAAAUUUGUGUUAAAAUUAAGUACAAGGAAAAGAUCGUUAACGCCUGUUUAAUAGUGGUAAGAAAAGGAAGUAGAGUAUUAAUGGGCAGAGAUCUAAUGAAACUCUUAAAAAUUGAGAUAGCAUCUUUGUAUUCGUUAGAAGAGAAUAUUAGUCUGGAGGGAUUAUUACAAGAGUAUAAAGAUUUAUUUAAAGAUGAACUGGGUAAAUAUAAGUUUGAAAAAGUUAAUCUUAAGUUAGCGCGAGAGGCCAAUCCGAUUUUUGUCAAACCAAGGCCAAUACCUUUAGCAUUUAAAGAGAAAGUAAGCGAACAGCUGAAAGAAUUAGAAAAAAAAGGAAUAAUAGAAUUAACAGAUAAUUCAGAGUGGGGUACACCGUUAGUGCCAAUUAUUAAGAAAGAUGGUAGUAUUAGAAUUUGUGCGGAUUAUAAAGUUACAGUUAAUAAGUACAUAGAAGAUGUUAAGCAUCCUUUGCCUAGAAUUGAAGAGUUAUUUGCGGCAUUAAGUGGAGGAGAAUUUUUUACAAAAUUAGAUCUUACAGCAGCAUAUAAUCAGUUGGAAGUUUCGGAAGAAACAAGGCAUGUUAUUAAUAAAGAAGGUUUACAUAAGGAUCCUGAAAAAGUAGCAGCCAUGGUAGAAGUACCGACACCUAAAAAUAAAGCAAAGAUUAAAACUUUUAUAGGCAUGGUUAAUUAUUAUGGUAAAUUUAUACCUAAGCUGUCGCAAGUACUUGCACCCUUGUAUGAGCUUCAAAACAGUAAGAUCUUUAAAUGGACUAAAAAUUGCGAAGAAGCAUUUAAAAAGAUUAAAAGCGAAUUAAUCUCAGAUAGGAAUCUAGUGCAUUUUAAUAAGGAAUGGAAGCUUAAACUGGUCUGUGAUGCGUCAGAGGUAGGCAUAGGAGCAGUAUUAUUGCAUAUUAUGCCGGACGGCACAGAAAAGCCAGUUGCCUUCGCGUCCAGAGUUUUACAUGAAGCGGAAAAGAACUAUUCUGUGAUACAUAAAGAAGCAUUAGCUAUUUAUUGGGCAGCGAAUAAAUUUUAUCAAUAUUUAGUAGGUAACGAAUUUAUUUUGUGUACAGAUCAUAAACCGCUAUUAGCCUUGUUUGGAGAACAUAAAGGUAUUCCGCAGAUGGCAGCAGGUAGGCUACAAAGAUGGGCCUUGUUUUUAAGCGGUUUUCAAUAUAAAUUCGAGCAUAUUAAAGGUAAUGGAGGAGCUGAUGGUCUAUCGAGGUUGCCCAGACGGGGUAAAAUUAAAGAAAUCGAAGAUGAAGAUUAUUUUCAUUUUGUAACAGCGGAACGUAUGCCCAUUGACGCAGCACAGAUUAGAAAAGAAGUAAGAAAAGAUAAAGUAUUAAGUAAAGUAUUUUUGUAUACGAGAAAUGGAUGGCCGAAAGUGGUUAGCGAAGAUGUAAAAGAGUUUUCAAAUAAGGCAAAUAAAAUUAGUAUCGAAAGUGAGCUUCUUAUGUGGGGAUAUAGAAUUAUUGUGCCAUUUAAGUUUAGAAAAGCUCUGCUAGAAGAAAUACACGGAGCUCAUUUAGGAAUUGCGAAGAUGAAAGCGGUAGCUAGGCAGUACGUGUGGUGGCCUAAGAUUGAUAAAGAAAUAGAGGGUUAUGUUAAGCAGUGCGAAGCAUGUAGAGCUAUGGCCAGCAAUCCUAGUAAAUCACCGUUAGUUAAGUUCCCAGAAGCAAAAUUUCCGUUCGAUAGAGUGCAUAUCGAUUUCGCAGGACCUUUUAAAGGUAAAACGUAUUUGAUUGUAAUUGAUGCGUUUACUAAGUGGCCAGAAGUAUUUUGA
Molecule: messenger RNA, 2994 nt
Organism: Trachymyrmex cornetzi
Lineage: Eukaryota; Metazoa; Arthropoda; Insecta; Hymenoptera; Formicidae
Exons: 3
Coding region: 1-2994 (997 amino acids)
Molecular function (GO): nucleic acid binding; zinc ion binding
Source: RefSeq, a predicted model, not a curated record